AUGGUGCGCCAUCCGGGCAGUCCGCUCCAUUACGCCGGCAUGCUCGCAGCCUCGUGUCUGGGGCUGCUCGGUCGCAGCGGCUGGGGCCGCGGCGACCGAGACAAGCGUGAGCUGACAGUGGCGAGUACCAUGAGCACUUCGGAGACGGAGCUGAUAGAGAGCACAUACAUGGUGACGCCCACCUCCACUGGCGGACCUGCAAUCAAGCCCAAUCACAAGGAGCUGAUGGACAGCACGUACAUGGUGACUCCCACAUCCACGGGCGGUCCUGAAACGUUACAUUGGUUACAUCUACUGAAACUAUCCCUGAAAAAGCUUGCGCGCACCAAAGAUUUUCCAUCAGUCUACUGCACC
Messenger RNA from Iphiclides podalirius (scarce swallowtail), 354 nucleotides. Lineage: Eukaryota; Metazoa; Arthropoda; Insecta; Lepidoptera; Papilionidae. The record is from the annotation of a GenBank genome assembly.